Colossoma macropomum (tambaqui) is the source of this 4113-nucleotide messenger RNA. It is a transcript of the gene os9, whose product is annotated as OS9 endoplasmic reticulum lectin. The transcript has 15 exons. The coding region runs from base 36 to 2120 and encodes 694 amino acids. Gene Ontology annotation, biological process: retrograde protein transport, ER to cytosol; endoplasmic reticulum unfolded protein response. Gene Ontology annotation, cellular component: endoplasmic reticulum lumen. The record is from RefSeq and is a predicted model, not a curated record. Lineage: Eukaryota; Metazoa; Chordata; Actinopteri; Characiformes; Serrasalmidae.
AACUGUUUCACGACAGUUUGGGAUGUGAGAGAAAUAUGGCUGCUUCCUUGGUUAGGUGGUUGAGAGGAUUGUAUGUUUUGUUCUUGAUAUGUCUUCUCUGUGCUUCUGCUUUCCUGAAUUUAGAGGAAUUAAACGAAAUGAAAUAUGGAAUCCAGAUUCUGCCCGACCCCGUUAUUAUGGGGCAGAUGGAGGAUGUGAUGUUGGUUUCCAAUAAGUACAAGCAGCUUUAUGAGUGUCGCUUGCCUGCCCAGGCAGUGCGCUUCCACCAGGAUCCAGUGCCAGAGGCUGACUCUCAGGGCUACAGUGGCCCGGGGGUCCCUGAGCUCUUAAAGCCUAUGCAGACUGCACCCUGCCUGGUCAAGACCAAAGACUGGUGGACGUACGAGUUCUGCUAUGGCCAGCACAUUAGACAAUACCAUUUGGAAGAUUCCGAGAUCAAGGGUGAUGUUCUUUUUCUGGGUUAUUUUGAGUCUGAAUUUGACUGGACCAAUGAAACUGCUAAGGCCACUAAGCAACAUAAGCUGAAGAGAUAUCACAGUCAGUUUUAUGUCAAUGGCUCCAAGUGUGACCUGAACGGCAGCCCUAGGGAGUCAGAAGUCAGGUUUGUGUGUGAGGAGGGUUCAAGUGAUUUUAUAGCUCGUGUGGAUGAGCCUCAGUCCUGCCGCUAUGUUCUCACUGUACACACAUCUCGCACGUGCCAGCACCCACUCCUUCGCCCACCUUCGUCUGCCAAGCCCCAGGGCAUUGUGUGUCAGCCUGCCCUCAGUGCUCAGCAGUACAUGGACUAUGUCAAAGCUCAAGUCUCUGACACUAAACGUAAAGUAGAGCAGAUCUCUGAGGAGCUAAGGACCCUGGAUCAAAUUCUGUCCAAAGAUGAAGACAGUGAAGGAACAGGAAAUGACAAAAUGGAUGAAGAGUCUGUAACACCCAGCGAUAAGCCUUUUUCAGCAACUGAGGACAAAGAUGCUUUAGUGGCAGAGGGUGAGUCAACAGCUGAGGAUGCAGAGGAUAGAGAUUUCUGGGAGGGCGUCACCAAACCUGACAGUACAGACCCACAGAUUCCUGAGGCACAGGAGUCUGAUGAUGCUCAGGAUAACCAGCCAGAGGACAAUGACAUAUUCGGGGAAGAAAAGUUUAAUUUUAAAAUAAUCACUGACCCUGCUGACCUGAUGAAGUUUGUACAGCACCUCAGAGAGAGCAACAGAAAAAAGGCACAACUUAAUAAUGAGAAAAGCCAGCCUUCUUCACAGAAGAGAGAAACAGAGGAGGGGAAGACAGAAGAAAAGGAGGAUGCUGAAGAGGAGGGAGAUGAAGAUGAACAACUACUUAAGGAGUUUGAGGAAGAAAUGGCUGAUCUCUCUGUGCCUCCUUCCAAGAUAGAGGAGAUUAAAGAAGAGAUGCAGAAGGAGUUUGAUAACAUCAUAGAAGAGGCUCAGCAGGAGUUAGAGACUGAAGGCCUUAAAGGGGAGUUUGAUCGCUCUCAGGCAACUCAGACUCUGGAGAACACGUUGGGCAAACUGCUGGACCGUCUCGAGGAUAAGACUGAACAAGACAGUGAAUCAGACACAGAGAUGAACACAGACGUAAAAAAAUCUGCGCACACUCCACCUGAGAAGGAGGAAAGCCCUGCUGGUGGCAGCCCUAGUCUUGUCCCCAAAACCCCAGCGCGGGAGCAUGGCAGUGGGGAGCAGGUAAAAAUCAGGGUAACUAAAUAUAAGGUAGGUGGAGACGUGGCUGCGGGAGCGGUUGCCGGGGGCGAUGGUCAUGAGGGAGGUGUGCAGGUGCGAGAGCUGGGCGAAAAUGACCCCCAGUGGCAGCAGAUUCAGGAAGUGGUCAAAGAACAGCUAGAAAGAGCUGGCAUCAAGGCCGAAGGCAAGAUUGAAGUAAAGAUUUUAACACGUAAAACAGCAGAGGAAGCCGGAGACCAGUGGCUAAGCGAGGAGGAUACCAAAUCUUUCAGAGAACUGCUCAUCAAUCUGCUGACUGGAGGGACAGAAGAAGUGUACAAAGAGCAAAAGAGGCAGCAGGAGUUGGAGAACAACUAUAGAUUUGUUUGGGGAGAGAAACAGGACCAGAGUCAGUCUGCAGGAAGUAGCGAUUCAGAUGAACUGGACUUCUGAAACUUUUUCCCCAGCUAUUUUACUUCUUCACAUGUCAGAGAGGUAGAGGACAUAAACCGUACAUUGGAAUACAAAAGGACUUUGAACUCUUUAGCAGCUGUUACAGCCCUUGCUCGGACUGCAGUUUUUCACGAACACUGUGUUUGUCCCUUUUGUUCAUGUUGUGAGAGUUUGGGUGUAAGGGGCUUAAUAAACUAUGCUGUGACUGACCGAGUCACAUGAAAUCUGAGAGUGGUAUUAAAUCAGUAACACAGGCCUCUCACAUUCUAGAAGAAUGAAUUUCCAUAUUCAAAGCACCUGUGAACAACAUGAAUAUGUUUAUUUUUUUUUUUUUAUGACUAUACACAAACACACUGAAUGUUUGACACAGAUGUCACUGUUAUGUAACAGUAAUCCCUCUCUGCGGUUUCUUGCUGAUGCUGCCUACUCCCUAAGCCCAUGCUAUGCUAUUUACAUUUGUAUGUGUGAGUGUCUGUGUGGCUUAGAUAUGGUGAUAUAAAGGUUUCUGGACUGUUAGUAAUAGUAAUGUCUAUUUUGAGAGUGGCUGUGCUUUAGGAAUGGAUCUGCUAAUGACAGCUGCUCUUGGCUACUCAUUCAUGCAGUUAACAAUCUCCUUAGUUUUACUUAUUGGUUAAUAGAUCAGUCACAGACACCUAAUGAACAAGAAAUUAUGUUCUGAAUCCAUUGCUAAUGGUAAAGUUUACUGUAAGAGAACAUAAGCCUUCAGAAAUCAUUAGUUUAUUGCACUUUAAAUGAAUAAGCACUGUUGGGAAUAUUAACCUUGGCAAUGCCAAACAACCAAGACAGACAUAGGAGCAUGUAGAUGACAGGUUCAGAGCAGUGUAAUGUUGGGAUAUGCAUACUGCUGACUUGUGCCAUCACAAGAUAUUCAAGUGCAAAUAUAGUACAAAGUGAACUUUAAUAGUAUAUCGGAAUCUAUUGCCUGAGCUCCAACCCAUUUGUGGACUGCUUAAAUAUAGACAUGGUGCUAUGAUCCAUUCAUUUCUAGCAUUGUUUAUCAGUCAUUGCAGCUGAAAUUGAGCACUUUAAGCUCAGUGCAGUAUUGGCCUCUUCAACUUCAACGAAACUGUAGAAGUUACUGCUGCACUUGGAGAUCUUAAAUCUUCACAAUUUUGAGCUUUAAAGCAGUCUUAAUAAAGAUUCUCUAUUGUGUGAUCUUCAGACAUUUCAACCCAGUCCGAAAAACUGACCUGCUGGGCUACUAGACCUGGCUAGGCAGGCUUCUCUUCACACAUACCUUACCUUGUCCAAACCACGUGUCUGGACAGACUUGACACGCAGACUCCACAAAAGAUAUGACUGCCAUGAAUGUGUGAUAUUUAUUUUUUUUCCUAAAUGUCUGUCCUCUGCACAGUCCCAGCAGACAAGGGCUCUCUUUGUGUAAACUUUGUGAAUAGCUCUUUGGUAGUUUGUACAUAUGUAAUUUUGCUGGAGUGUCUGAAUUGCUUGCCCUUAAUGGGAUCGUGCAUAUUAUGAGUAAAGCUGUAUCCAAGCACACUUAUUCUCUCAAAGUGGGGCUGAAGUGAUUUGAUUGGGUAAGUUUUAUUAAAGAUACGCUCUGUGGUUUUGGAGUGACAAACUGACGAGAUGGGUGUUUGUAGGGGAAGCUAAAGGCUCUUUUGAGGCAUGGAGUGAGUUAUAAAGCCACAAAUCAAUGGUCAAUGAUCUGUGAACAGAAAUAAUUAAUUAAUGAAUUAAUAAAUAGGUUCAUAAUGGGCUAGGAAAACCAUCUGAAAAAAUAAAUAUUUGUAAAUCCAAAUCUGAUAAAAUGUCUGAGAAUCAGAGUGUAGCUUUUGAUAUCAAAUACAUUUGUAAAUUGUUUUAAUAGUUAAGAUCUGUUCAUCCUUGUUGUUCAUCGAAGAUAAUUGCAAAUUCAAUUCAAUAUCUUGUAGUAAAAAAGCAGAAGAUGGACUAAAACAUCUAUUUGUUAAUUAAAUCACCGCAAAAAUAAAGAGAAACAUGUUUGUAAUCA